This is a messenger RNA of Plutella xylostella (diamondback moth), 542 nucleotides long. RefSeq names its product cytochrome c oxidase assembly protein COX16 homolog l(3)neo43 (gene l(3)neo43). NCBI's taxonomy places the organism in Eukaryota, Metazoa, Arthropoda, Insecta, Lepidoptera, Plutellidae. Gene Ontology annotation, cellular component: mitochondrial inner membrane. Gene Ontology annotation, biological process: mitochondrial respiratory chain complex IV assembly. The record is from RefSeq and is a predicted model, not a curated record.
UGAUAUUUGUCAUAUUUGACAUUUUAAGCCAAAACAAAAUUGAGGUUAUGUUAUGAUUUAUUUUCAUAUAUUAUAAAAUAAAUAGCAGAGGAAAAACAAGUGCAAUACAGUUAUAAUAAAGACCUGUAAAAUGUCUACAAAGGAAGGGAUUAUCAAGCAAAUGCAGUCUCUUAGAGAUUCAAUUCAAAGUUUUGGCAAACGUAAAUCGGUACGAUAUGGUGUCCCUUUUCUUUUAUUCGUUGUCGGAGGCUCUUUUGGACUAAAAGAAUGGACUCAAAUCAGAUACCAAUUUUCAAAAGUUAAAGGAGUCAGUAAAGAAGAAGCAGAAAAAAUGGGACUAAACAGAACUAAAAAAGUUACACUUGAAGAUGCCUAUGAAGAAAUACAAAAGCUUGAUAUUGAUAACUGGGAGAACAAGAGAGGUCCGCGGCCUUGGGAAGAUAAUUUACAGCAAAAGUCAUAGCUUGUUUCAUAUUUUGUUUUAUUAGUAGUAUGGUAGAAGAUGUAAAAAUAUAUUGUUAUUUGUUUUUUAACUAGGAUAA